UGGUCUCCCAGUCAAGGGUUGGAGCGGAACACGUUACAUUCAUUUAUUUCAGGCUCGAUUCGGCGGCGGGGACAGCGUUUACUCCACUGAGGCGGUGGAUGUAAAAUGUGCGGGCAAAUCGGUCCUUUUAAAUGGAUGAGCCGCUUUAAUGAGCCAUUGGAUGCGGAGACCUGCCUGGCGUAUCCUGCAAGUGUAUUGGAGCCAUAGCUGCCGUGCCUUCUGAAGUGUGGAAUAUACGGAAAUUAUACAACAUCUAAAAAGGGGGUUGUGCUUUUCAAAAAAAAAAAUUGCCAACACCAGUACUCCGUCAGUCAGACUCUAUCAUUCACGAUCAUGCUGUAUUUCCAAAUGGUUAUAAUGGCUGGGACCGUCAUGUUGGCAUAUUACUUCGAAUACACUGACACUUUCAAUGUCCAUAUCCAGGGAUUUUUCUGCCAUGACGGAACUUACACCAAGCCCUACCCGGGACCCGAUGAAGCCAGUGCCAUCCCGCCAGUUCUCCUCUAUUCUCUCGUCGCUGGGGUCCCCCCUGUGAUGAUAAUCGUGGGAGAAGUGGCUGUGUUUUUACUUCAAUCAGCUUCUAAAGAGUUUGGAAAUCGCGAGAAGGCAAUAAUAACUGGAGACUGUUGUUACAUCAAUCCGCUGGUGCGCAGAACAGUUAGGUUCCUUGGGGUUUAUGCAUUUGGACUUUUUGCUACUGACAUUUUUGUAAAUGCUGGACAAGUGGUGACAGGAAAUCUAGCGCCCCACUUUCUCUCAGUGUGUAAACCCAAUUACACAGCCCUGGGAUGUCAUCAUGAAUCUGUGCAAUUCAUCAACAGUGAAGAAGCCUGCACAGGCAACAUAGAUGCCAUAACAAAAGCCAGGAAGACCUUUCCGUCCAAAGAGGCAGCUUUAAGUGUGUAGCAGGCAGUAUAUUUGGCUAUGUAUAUCACAUGUACUGUGAAGACAACUGGAACAAGACUUGCAAAACCUCUCCUCUGUUUGGGUCUCAUGUGUUUGGCAUUUCUGACUGGAAUAAACAGGGUAGCAGAAUAUCGAAAUCACUGGUCAGAUGUUGUGGCAGGAUUCAUCAUAGGAACAGCUGUAGGAGUAUUUUUGGUUGCGUGUGUGGUACAUAACUUUAAGGAAGACACACUGUAAAUGAAAACCUACAGUACCGGCAGUAUGACUGAUAUGUCUUUGAUCACCCUACCACGUAUGGAAAGUCAUUAGGAAAAUUAAGUGCAGCACAGAAUCACGUCUUUGCAGAAGUCACAUGAUCAUCAGCUGGGGGUUUGUCCUAUUCUUUGGGCAUCUUCAUAUUUACUGUCCAAUGAUCACAUUUGGGAUGAAAUCCAAGAUGCAGUCUCACUUAAUAAGACAUACA
Pristis pectinata (smalltooth sawfish) is the source of this 1369-nucleotide messenger RNA. Its product is annotated as phospholipid phosphatase-related protein type 5-like. Lineage: Eukaryota; Metazoa; Chordata; Chondrichthyes; Rhinopristiformes; Pristidae. The transcript has 6 exons. Gene Ontology annotation, biological process: phospholipid dephosphorylation; phospholipid metabolic process; signal transduction. The record is from RefSeq and is a predicted model, not a curated record. Gene Ontology annotation, molecular function: phosphatidate phosphatase activity.